Wyeomyia smithii (pitcher-plant mosquito) is the source of this 570-nucleotide messenger RNA. RefSeq lists its product as uncharacterized. NCBI's taxonomy places the organism in Eukaryota, Metazoa, Arthropoda, Insecta, Diptera, Culicidae. The transcript has a single exon. The record is from RefSeq and is a predicted model, not a curated record. Gene Ontology annotation, molecular function: nucleic acid binding. The coding region runs from base 1 to 570 and encodes 189 amino acids. Gene Ontology annotation, biological process: DNA integration.
AUGACGACUAAGGCUGUUCACCUGGAGGCCGUGUCCGAUUUGAGCACCGAUGCUUUCCUGGCUUCUCUUCGACGACAGAUUGCUCGGCGGGGCAUGAUUCGUGAGUUGCACUCGGAUAAUGCUACUAACUUUCGAGGCGCCAACCAUGAAUUAAGAGCAUUGUACCAACAAUUCCAUAAUCAACAAUUCGUUGAGUCGAUCCAGUCUUUUUGUAGCAGCCGUGAAAUCGAGUGGCACUUCAUCCCACCAGAUGCCCCUGAAUUUGGCGGCUUGUGGGAAGCGGCGGUGAAAUCCUGCAAAACUCAUCUUAAACGUAUUGUCGGUGACGUGAAGUUAACUUUUGAGGAACUAGCUACAGUCUUAGCACAGAUUGAGGCUGUCAUGAACUCCAGACCGCUGUUUACCAUCUCCAAUGAUCCAGCAGAUCCACUUGUGAUCACGCCAGCUCACUACCUCAUCGGUCGAUCACUUACAGCUCCCGCUGAACCAUCGUUAGAAGAUGUCAAGGUUUCUCGUUUGAGCCGCUGGCAGCAUCUCCAACUUCUCCGUGAACAAUUUUGGCGUGCUUGA